GGAACAAAAACAGCAGAAGGUUAUGUCUUCAGCCGUCGUUCACUUGAAUAAAUUUACAGUAUAGUCAUGAUCAUAUUCAUUUUUAAUCAGUUCGGCCUAUUAUAAUGCUUUGGAAAAAAUCAUAAGGUGGAAAUGGCGGGGUUGGGGCUGGAUAUCCCUUCGGUCCAGGGAAGAGGCUACUGUCCGUCCUUUCCGACAUGUUCAAGCCAUUCUUUUUUGCGGUUAGGGUCAUACUCAACAGCGGAGAGAUCUGCGUCCAUCAACCCAGAAUCUACUAACCUAUAUGGGCAGGGUUCGUGCUCGUCAGUCUCCACCACUUCACCAGCUGGCUUCGGCUGUUGUUUUGGAAACAGUCAUUACAGUUUCAAAAUACAAUAUAGUACUGGAUUUCAGCAGGACAUAAUUAAGCAAACUUUAAAUGAACAUUUAAAGGAAUCGCUUACGGAUACUUCAAGUGUCGCAAGACAGAUGCACUGCAACGAACUACCAGUUAAGACCAAAGAGUACGGUGUUUUCCAAGACUUCACAGGUUCUUCCCCACGGAUUCCAGGAUAUGUCGAUGUACCUGCUUCUGGAUCCUCUGGGCGCGAUAUUAACAUUGGCUGUCAGUGGAAUUGGUCAAGUAACUGGAGCAGACCGAUGUCUUUCAUAAAAAAUCAGACCGUGAACCCGCAUGUGUGGAAAUCUUAUCUUGCAGAGGGAACAGCUCUAAGCCAGCCAGAUGUCAACAGUGUAUUACGACGUGGGAAGAAGAAACGGGUGCCUUAUACAAAGCUGCAGCUCAGGGAACUUGAAAAAGAGUAUACAACUAGCAAGUUUAUUACCAAAGAUAAAAGGCAACGGAUCGCAUUUUCAACCAAUCUAUCGGAGAGGCAAGUCGUCAUUUGGUUUCAGAAUCGUAGAGUCAAAGAUAAAAGGUUGCUUAGGAAAUCAACGUGAAUUCUACUGCUGAAUUUCAAUGAAUGUUUGGGACGACGCGGCGUGGACGGCAAAUAAUCCAGUGAAUAUGUAGGCCUAUAUCCUUCCCUUGGUAACUUUAAUUUCAUGCGUAUUUCUGUUUUUUUUUCUUUUUUUCCUGAGUUCUGUGCUCGUGGGUAAUAAACAGAAUAAAAAAUAAAAAAAAUUGUUUUAGACACUGAAUGCUUGUCGCUAAGAUGGCACUUCAAUAUCUUAUAAAAGCUGAUGUGAGAUGUAUCGCGUAUUUGAUUUUCUUUCCAGGUCAGGUUUUUAAUAAAGUACGUCUUAAUUACCUUUAUUUGUCAAUUUUUUUUAAUGAAAUUAAAUCAUAUUUUCUUGUUAUGUUGACAGCAUUUAGAUUAGUCUAACGUUCAGACGAUUUUCCAGAAAAGUCUCGCCGUAACAUUUACAUGGAGCUACGAAUAAAGCUAUCAAAGUAUAUUUGGCUUAUUAAGGUAUACGAAAUAAAACGUUUGACAAGUUUAUUUUUUGUAGUUAAUUAACUUAUUAUUAUUAUUUACUUGAAAAUAAACAUUACAACUGGAAUAGGGCUAUUUGUGACUGAUGGCGGUUUAUAGUUUACAGAAUUCGGUCAACCAGAUGUACUGUAAACAUUUUAGAGGGAAGCCUAAACAUAUUUUAUAUAUCCUCUCAUCGAAAACAAGUGGUUACUUUAUUGAAAAGGAAUCGAAUUCACAUGCAUUAUUGUGCAUCGCGUUUUCGUUGUCGUGUAAAUUAUUUGCUAAAUGAUUAUGGAACCAAGAAAAUGGUCUGUGACAUUUUACUUACUUAAAAGAGAAGAAAAAACAUGAAUAUCGCGCUAAUUUAUUAUUAUUAUUAUUUUUUGCUUUCUCAACAAGUUUUUCUUUAUAUGUAAUCACUAGGCUAUAAACAUUAAAAAAUAUUUAAGUCAUGCAACAAUUAAGUUUAUGUAUAAGCCUAUUAAAAAUUCCUAUACACAAUUGUACGUUCAAUUAUUGUAAUUGAAAUUUACUCUGAAAAUGUUACCAUUAUUAUUAUUAUUAUUAUUAUUAUUAUUAUUAUUAUUAUUAUUAUUAUUAUUAUUAUUUUAUCCUCAAUGCUUAUUUUGACCCCGGCAGCCAUAGUAAGCGGGUCGAAGAUGGAUGAUGGAUGGAUGUUUUCUGAAUUUGAUUUUUACCGUUGACCUUGACAUGAAAUUAGAGUCUUUGACCUUGACGGCAGUGAAGCUCGUGCAUAACGAAGAGUCUGCGAUCCAUGGGACUGCUUCGCCAUCUGCUGGAUGAGAUAUAAAACGGCAUGGAUUCGGAAGCAGUGUUUUUCACACGUGGUUCAUUGAAUAUGCUACAUACCGCUAUGUUUUGCGAAGAGAAUUCAAUGUGGCCAAAUUAAGUGCAUUUCUAUUGAUUACAUUCUCUCUGUUUUUCGGCAAAGAGAUGGCCACAAGGAAUCCGUCCAUGCGCAGUGUGGCCCUAUCGCAUCGCUUCAAAGGCUACCGGCCGAUAUGGCCCAUUGUAUAUCUAUGACCGCGCUCCGUUCUCCUCCGUUCAGCAGCCCCUGGAUAUGCUAUUUGCUCUGUUCUGCCUCAGUUGUCGUAGGUAUAUACACUUAGAUCUCUAAACUGGCAGCAGUUCAAUUCUGUUACCACUUUACGGAUUCGUAGCUUUAACUGUUUUUCAUGUUUGUAAAUGAAGUCGAAGAGUGUGGAUUAUUCAUAUACAGUAAGAGUGAACAGACGGAACUUUGUUUAAUAUAAACACUUCAGAUAAAGUAUAUAUUUUUAUGGAACAGGGAUUAAUGGUGUGGUAUUUACAAUAUGUUAUUUAACCGUCCUUUUAAAGAGUAUGAGGGCGUUACACCAGUUUUAACAAAUGAUAUUUUUCACUGCAUUAAAAGCCGACAUUGUGUUACAUAUACAAUUACAAAGUAUUUGGGAGUAUGAUGACAUUUGCCUGCUUAUAUAAUCGUGAUUGUUGUUGUUUUUGCUGUUCUAAUUGUUCUUCUUGUUGUUAUAUAUUACAUUGCAUCGGCCUAAUAUGCGCUUCGAUCUGAAGUAUGUUUUAAAUCGGUUGUAGAACGCACGGAAUUGAAUUUAAUGUCAAGUGUGUGUUUUAAAGGCGUAUUUUAUGUUGUGCAUGUAUAAAUUAAGAAUAUCAACUUGCAUAAUUUGUCCAGGACUUUUUGAAGGAUACACAUUUCAUUGGUCUGAAUGAAAAUUUUAAAAAGCAACCCCUUAGUUUGUUGUAUGCUAUUAUUCAGGCGUACAAAUGGUGUCAUAAAACAGUUUUGUGAAUAGUUGCGAUCUGAAUAUAUUUCAAAAGUGCAUAAGGAUUGGAUGCGAUAUUUUUACAACACACUUUUUGACAAUUCAUUCAUGUCAUUGUGUUAGGUUGCAGUAAAUCCAUAAUAUUUAAAUUACUGAACCUACAUCAAAGCACAGACAUAGAUGAUUAUAGCUGAAAUACACACACAAACACACACACACACACACACACACACACACACACACACACACACACACACACACACACACACACAUGAAGCUUGUACAAAUCGAAAAAGCAUACUUCUUGUAAAGUUUUUACUUUACAGUAAAACACAGUACAGUUUCACCGAAAUGUUUUCCACACACAAGUCAUAAUGUUUUAUUUAAUAUAAUAACCAAUCCGUAUUUUAACAAUUAGUAAUGCAACAAUGUAUGAUUCAAUAAUUUAAAAAGUCACUACGUAUAAUUAUUGAUGUUCGUCCGUUUAACAUAGUAUAUACGAAGUGUAGUGUAUUAGUAUUUGCAAAUAUGAGCAUAAUUAUGAACACAAUGUAAAAGCUAUUGAUUAAUAUUGUUGUUAUUGAUUAUGAAGAUGAUGAUACUGAUCACGUUGUUGUUUAUUAUUAUAAAAUAGCACAAUAUAUAAGUAGAGGUAUAGUUUGUUUUAAUUUUUCUCAUUUUCGGAAGUUUAAUGGAAUGUGUCAAUGUUAUAUUGUUUUAUAUACGUCAACGACACAUAUCAAAUUAAAAUUGUAUAAUUUUAAGAAGGAUUCCCUGGACUAAAUUCCAUUUGUCUGAAUAAAAAUGAACGCCUCUUG
This is a messenger RNA of Brienomyrus brachyistius, 4020 nucleotides long. RefSeq names its product homeobox D13a (gene hoxd13a). Gene Ontology annotation, molecular function: RNA polymerase II cis-regulatory region sequence-specific DNA binding; DNA-binding transcription factor activity, RNA polymerase II-specific. The transcript has 2 exons. The record is from RefSeq and is a predicted model, not a curated record. The coding region runs from base 133 to 939 and encodes 268 amino acids. NCBI's taxonomy places the organism in Eukaryota, Metazoa, Chordata, Actinopteri, Osteoglossiformes, Mormyridae. Gene Ontology annotation, biological process: regulation of transcription by RNA polymerase II.